UUCGACGAUAGUCAUUUUCUCUUUACGAGUAUUAAAAUUCCUUUCCUCUUAUUAACUAUCUUUGCGCGCUUUAAUAUAACUAUCGGCGAGACGCUUUACCAGUAGACUAAAGCGUUUAUCGAUAUGAAACAUGGCUACGAGUAUUUUGAACGUUACAAUUGCAAAAUGUAAACAAUUCGCAGGGGUUAAAAAGAUAUGUGCAUUUCCGAACAAUGCCUUGAUAUCUGAUAUUUUCUUUGAAUUACAUGGAUCAGUCAACAGUGCCGAUUUAAAAAAUAAAAUAGACAAUUUAAGUUUGUCGGUAGUCGGUUCAACAUCCCCUUCGUGUACAGAUUUCAAAGAUUUACCGGAGGUCGACAGUUCUUUGUGUGUUACUGACAUUGUGCAGUUUGGAUUAAGAUCUCUUUUUCUCAGAUGCAAAGAAGAGCCAACUCUCCUAGAAAGUGUUGCCAUCGCAGCAGAAGCAGCAACACACAAGGCAGCAAAUGCAUUUGAACUGCUGAUGGAAAAAGGGAGAGUGUUUCCUGACAAAAAAUCUACAAGUUCUGGGGUAAAAUCUGGCACUGUGAAUGUAAAAGAUGUUUUGUACAACAAACUGGUAGACUUGUUUGUGAUGAAGCACCUUGAUUUCCCAAAGGGCAGUAAAGAAGAAGGGCAGUAUUUGGUACAGCUUAUUUUCAUGAGGUUUUAUGUAAUGCUCUUUGGUAUGUGACAAACCACCAUGAAACCUUUAAAGAGUCUUCCAGAGUACAGUAUAUGAAACCCAUACCUUCACUUUUCAACUCUCCAGAGUUUCAGAACCUAA
This is a messenger RNA of Ruditapes philippinarum (Manila clam), 805 nucleotides long. RefSeq lists its product as uncharacterized. Bases 131 to 712 code for a protein of 193 amino acids. The transcript has 4 exons. NCBI's taxonomy places the organism in Eukaryota, Metazoa, Mollusca, Bivalvia, Venerida, Veneridae. The record is from RefSeq and is a predicted model, not a curated record.